Messenger RNA from Adineta ricciae, 462 nucleotides. The record is from the annotation of a GenBank genome assembly. NCBI's taxonomy places the organism in Eukaryota, Metazoa, Rotifera, Eurotatoria, Adinetida, Adinetidae.
AUGAAAGAAACAGAUGAAAGACCUUGGGGAACAUUAUCAACAGUUGCAAUAAAUUCUAAUAAUUCAGAAUAUCCACCAUCUGAUUCCUAUGAAAAUUUAUUAGACUGGGCUAAAGAUAAUCUACAAUCGGAUUUUUAUACAAUUUUAAACUCAACAAUCGUCUGUAGUCCAUUGAUUUCAUAUAAUCUCCAAAAUGACUAUCGAAAAUGUGUUGAAGUAUUAGGAGAAAAAUGGCCUAGAAAUUUUAUAUUAUUAGGUGAUGCACUGUGCACAGUUAAUCCUCAAUUUAGUCAAGGUAUGACACAUUUUCUACAAUGUGCAGGAACAUCUGGACAAUUUUCUACAGAAUUUCAAUAUAUUAUGAAUCGAUGUAGUAGUCCGUUUCAAUUGUUAAAUCCAUUAACAGUUUUAAUCGUUUUUUAUCUUGCAUUAAUGAAUUAUCUCGGCUUUUCCGAGAAAUGA